AUGCCGACUGGACUGGACAGGGUGCCGGACAGGAUGCAGGGCUGGGUGCCGGCUGAACUGCCGGCAGGGACGGCGGCUGGAGUGCCGGCUGGACAGGACUGGUUCACGGAUGACUCCUUUGAUGAAGAAGAUUCUGAGAAGUUUCUCUCUGGCUGUGGUAGCGUCCCACAGGCAUCAGCUGUCUGUCUGAACUCCACUCGCUCAUUUGGUGAACUUCAAUUUAUGAACUGUGUCUGGACACUGGAGAACCUGCAAGACAUAGUCAAUGCAUCUGACACCUCUGUGGACAAGAACUGGUUAAUUGCUUCCAGUGUACAGAUGCUUACAUCCAGACCAGAACAAUUAACCCACGAGAACAUCACCUCAGCUGCUACUAUUGCCCGUAGACUGCUGUCCUCCAAUCUGUUAAAUAAGACGAUUGCAUUGGCAGUGGUGACCACCAUUAGUCAACUGAUGGAUGCUGCUCAUAGCCAAUACUCUGAAGACUCUUACACAGCUAUUGAGAAUCUUACUAAGACUUUGGAGGAUUUUGCUUUGCACAUGAGUAUGAACGAUACGACGUCUGGUGGCCUGGUGCAGCCAAACCUGGCAAUACAAUACAUUAAAGUGCCGAGCGGGACACCACAAGUGCGAUUCUACACACUAACAGGACCUCCAGAGACGUUUUUAGGCCUAGGCACAGAAGCUGCUGACACAAGAUCCUCUUCAGGAUACCCCGCUGAGAUCCAGUUAACUCUUCACCUGCAAAAAGAUGUCCAGAAAAACUGGGAGAACCGAAAUGUAGGUAUUGGAGUGGUGAUGUAUAAAAAUGAUCACUUCUUCAAGUCGAAAAGCUUUAAUAUGCAAAUAGGCACCAAGAGAAGAGUGGUGUCAGCCAGUCUCACGGACAAACGAAUACUUGAUCAUAUAAAAUUCAACAUCAUGCCAAAGAACAUAUCCGGCGUAACGCCUCACAGCUCGGCAUGUGUGUUUUGGGACUACACUGAGAGACACUGGAGCACAGAGGGAUGCAAUAAAAUACUCACUCCCUCUGGAGGCGUGGAGUGUAAAUGCAACCACACCACCAACUUUGCAGUUCUAAUGAGCUAUAAAGCAGACUAUCAAUAUUCUGAGGCGUUAAACUGGAUAAGCAUUCUUGGAUGCAGUAUGUCUCUUGUGGGAUUGGUGCUCACUGUACUUUAUCAAAUUCAAACCAGGAAAUCAAGAGGAACCAAUUCCACCGUGGUCUUAGUAAACAUCUGUGUGUGCAUGACCGUCUUCUACCUGAUCUUCAUGUUUGCAAUCAACAACCCCGUCCAGCACAAGGAUCAGUCAAAAUCAUUGAAGAACGUUGUUCCUGCUUCAGAUUGGUAUCAGGAGCUGGAUGAGGGUCCAUGUACACCAGUCACAGCUCUGCUUCAAUACUUCCUGCUCGCCACCUUUACCUGGAACAUCAUGUAUGCCGCUCACGUGUUCUUCCUCAUUAGAAAUGCCGUAAAUGGUCCACCAGCGGGUUUCCUUGCCUUUGCCAUUACAGCCGGCUGGGGUCUGCCUGCUCUUAUUGUUGGCAUCUCACUGGGCACAACUUACAGUUUCAAAGACCCUUUAGGCUAUAGACAAGAAGAAUUUUGUUGGCUGGCGUCUCUGGAUAAGGAGGGGAGGUUUGAUCCUAAGCGGCCCAUGUUGUGGGGUUUCUUGCUCCCUCUUGCUGUCAUGCUCAGUUUUAACAUCGUAGUUCUGGUGUACUUCUCUCUCACCAUCUGCUGUGCAAAGCCCAACCUGAAGAGUUCACGGAUGACUCCUUUAAAGAAGAAGAUUCUGAGUAGUUUCUCUCUGGCUGUGGUACUCGGUUUGUCUUGGGUCAUUGGAUACUUUGUGCUCAUCACUCACGAUAAAACACUUUACAUCAUUCUGAGUGCGCUCUUCUGUCUCUGCAACACAACACAGGGUGUUCAGAUUUGUGUUUUCUUCACACUAAAGCCAUUUCUCCAGAAGAAAGCUCACUAUAAUACGGAUUUAAAGACUGAAUCAAAGAUGGUUCCUUAA
Molecule: messenger RNA, 2025 nt
Organism: Triplophysa rosa
Lineage: Eukaryota; Metazoa; Chordata; Actinopteri; Cypriniformes; Nemacheilidae
Product: adhesion G-protein coupled receptor G7-like
Exons: 15
Coding region: 1-2025 (674 amino acids)
Biological process (GO): cell surface receptor signaling pathway; G protein-coupled receptor signaling pathway
Cellular component (GO): membrane
Molecular function (GO): G protein-coupled receptor activity
Source: RefSeq, a predicted model, not a curated record